AUGGCUUCGUCGUCGUCGUCGGCCGUUCGAUCCUUCAGCUGGAGCACGCUCUCUACGGACUUCUACUACCGUCCUCAAGCGGAGAUUACUAAUUUUGGGUCGUAUCGCAUCGUGACUGUUCAUCCCGCAGAAUAUCACGAUCCCAUCCGAUGCAGUCUUUCCGAGGUUCCACUGAGAGAUACCUCUGUCAAGUUUGUAGCGCUGUCAUACUGCUGGAACAGCUCCGCUGCCGAGCAUACCAUCUGGUGCGAUGAAAGGCCCCUGAAAGUCACUGCGAACCUCUUCGCCGCGUUACGAAAUGCUCGUCCGCGGAACUCGGAUGUUCGCCUAUGGAUUGACCAGGUUUGCGUUGAUCAGAGCAACAUCAUAGACCGCAACGAGCAAGUGAGUAAGAUGGGCCAUAUCUACCGUGCUGCGACGGGCGUGAUAGUUUGGCUUGGAGAAGAGACUUCUGGAUCGAAUGCAGCGAUGGAACUGCCCCGAAGGAUCAAACGUUACUGGAGUUCCUUAUUCGAAAACCCAAGCGAGUUGACGGACUCUCGUAAGACGCCGCCCGAAUGUGAGAUUUAUGGGCAGGGCGCAUGGCCUGCUUUCAUCGCCCUCCUCGCGAGACCUUGGUGGAGGAGACUAUGGGUGAUCCAAGAAGUUGUUUGUGCCAGAGAAAUCAUGAUCACUUGCGGCAAAGCGACAGCGCCCUGGGAAGACUUUAUCAAACUCGUCAAAGUUGUCGAUUCUGUGCGACAUCUCAGCGCACAUCAUGCUCUGGGUUCCAAAACGGCAGCUCAGUACAUUGGCUUCAUGCAGGAACUGAGAUCCAUUACAGAGCAAGGCACCAGGCAAGCCGUCAAAGAUUAUGCAAGCGAAGACUCCAUGGUUCCAUACAUUUUACGGAUGGCGAAAGACUGCGAAGCGAGUGAUCAUCGCGAUAAGCUCUUUGCGUUCCAUCAUUUGUGUAGACUAUGGAAUAAGCCCGACUACGCGUUGGAGAUCGAGACCCUUUACAAGCUGUUUGCUGCACAGUACCUCCAACGAAUUGCGUAUGCCAUUACGGAGUUCAGCUGCGAUGAGGUCAAGCUAGCUCGAAGACAGAUGGAGUUCAUCUAUUCUGCGGGACGUCUGUCUCAAUCACUGGAUCUCCCCUCAUGGAUACCGGAUUGGAGCGUAGCUUGGAAGACCCGUCCUCUAUGGCUAAACUCGGACUGCUACGGUGCGGGAGGGUCCGAAAUAAAGGAAGUCUCACCUACAGUCGAGGAUCAGGUCAAGGGAGACACUUUAUUUCUACUGCCUUUGACAGUGAAGAUGUUCGAUCGCGUUUUGGGUGCAGGACCGGAGCCACUAGAGCUGUCGUCGAGCAGUCCACACGCUCUAUCAGAGAGUCUCAGAACUUGGCUGUUUCAGUCCAUGUCACUCUUGCACAUGCAUCGCAGCCGUCCGAGUCGAUAUGCUGACCAAACUGCAGCGGUUGCUCGCGUGGUUACUGUCGAACAGGAUCAAGGCAGAAAAUUGGAUGCUGAUGGGGCGUCCAAAGUGUACGAAGCACUUCUUGAAUUUCUUCGAAUCUCAGACCUGGAAGAGUCCCCGACAUGUGGCCGGUUGAAUCAAGACUACGAGCGCUUCUAUAGCUCGAUUGCGAGCUUCCUGCGAGGCCGGGUCUUUUUCAUCACGGAAAAGGGCUCGUUUGGACUAGCUCAGGCUGGGGUCGCGUGGGGAGAUAGUAUAGUUGUUGUGCAAGGCGCCCCUGUUCCCGUGAUAGUUCGCCCGACCAUUAACAAUGGACCUCUGUCGAGGGAGUACUAUCUGCUCUGCGAAUCAUUCGUGUUGGAUAUAAUGGACGGGGAACUUUGGCGGGACGAAAGUGUUCCAACUGAAGAGAUUCAACUGCUUUGA
Ramularia collo-cygni is the source of this 1887-nucleotide messenger RNA. RefSeq lists its product as uncharacterized. The coding region runs from base 1 to 1887 and encodes 628 amino acids. The transcript is spliced from 3 exons. NCBI's taxonomy places the organism in Eukaryota, Fungi, Ascomycota, Dothideomycetes, Mycosphaerellales, Mycosphaerellaceae. The record is from RefSeq and is a predicted model, not a curated record.